CAAUCAAAUCAUACGGCUAUCAUGGAGAUAAAUUUGCUCUAUCUAGUAAUUAUUGUUGUGAUCAUUUUUGCAGUUUACCGUCGGGUGAAAAAGCACUUUGAUUACUUCCACGACAAACCCAUACCCUCUCUGGCUACAAAUCCGUUGUUCGGAAGCACUGGCCCACUGAUGCUGAAGAAAUGCACUUUUAAUGAUUACAUCACUACUAUCUACAACAAAUAUCCAGGAGUGAAAAUUUUUGGAUUGUUCGACAUGUCGACGAAACUAUUUGUCAUACGUGAUCCGGAACUCAUCAAGAAGAUUACCGUAAGGGAUUUUGACCACUUUGUAAACCGACGACCAAUAUUCGGUGAUACCAAGUAUGAAGAUGACAAUGAAAACUUCUUGUUCGCUAAAACUUUAGUGGGCUUGAAUGAUCAAAAGUGGCGCGAUAUGCGUGCGAUCCUUAGCCCGGCGUUCACUGGGAGCAAAAUGCGCGCAAUGUUUGAAUUGAUUGUGGAGUGCGGAGGAAUGGUUUCGAUAUUGAAGAAGCAGUCAGAAGAAAGCGGUUCUGUAGACUACGAAAUGAAAGAUUGUUUCUCUAGAAUGGCCAACGACAUCAUAGCCACAUGUGCGUUCGGAUUACAAGUUGAAUCACUGAGCAGUCGUGAAAACGAAUUCUUCUCGAUGGGAAAGAAUAUGAUGAAUUUCAACAGAUUGAUUGUUCUGUUUCGUGUGUUAGGAUUUAGAUUUUUCCCUGGAUUGAUGAACAAAAUGGGUGUUGACUUUAUUGACAGGGAACAUAUACAGUACUUCUCUAAUAUAAUCAAGGAAGCUGUCCGGACAAGAGAACAACAUGGAAUUGUUCGACCAGAUAUGAUCCAUCUGUUAAUGCAAGCAAGAAAGGGAAUUUUGAAGCAUCAUCAAGAAACAGCAGAAGAAAGUGCAGGGUUUGCUACCGUUGAAGAAUCGGAUCUCGGCAAAACUGUUGUCAGUAAAACUAUGACUGAACCAGAGCUUAUCGCUCAGUGCCUAAUUUUUUUCCUAGCAGGAUUCGAUACUAUAUCUACUGCAAUGAUGUUCAUGGCGUAUGAGCUUGCCAUAAACUAUGACAUCCAACAGAAGCUGUACGAGGAGAUAGUUACAACAAAUAAAGAGCUCAACGGGAAGCCUUUGUCCUACGAUACGCUGCAAAAGAUGAAGUACAUGGAUAUGGUAGUUUCCGAGUCCUUGCGUAUGUGGCCAAUACCAGCAUUCGACCGAAAAUGUUCUAGAGAUUACGUGGUGGAUGAUGGAAAUGGUCUAAAGUUCACCAUCGAUAAAGGCACAUGCAUUUGGGUUCCGGUGUAUGGAAUCCAUCAUGAUCCAAAGUACUACCCCAAUCCGGAACGUUUCGAUCCAGAGCGGUUCAGUGAAGAAAACAAAACAAACAUUGACAUGACUAUGUACAUGCCUUUUGGAAGUGGACCAAGGAACUGCAUUGGAUCGAGGUUUGCUCUGAUGGAGAUAAAGGCACUGAUGUAUGCCCUUCUGUUGGACUUUUCAAUAGAAAAGAAUGAUAAAACACAAAUACCCCUGAAUAUUUCGAAAGGGUUCAUCGGACUGAAGAUUGAAAAUGGGUUGCAUUUACGAUUGAAGCUGAGGACAUGAACUCAGGAGAUUGUUUUUAAUCAGCUCGGUUAUGGUAAAACGAUAUUGAUUUGUGUAAAACGAUGUUGAUAUGGUAAACGAUAUUUACAGCGUAAAAAACGACCUCAGUGUAAUCGAAAAUUAUCCUUUUCAGUAAGAUUAAAUACUUCCUUGAGCCUAGUUUUGCGGUAUCACUCCACAUAACCUGAAAAACUUAGAAAAAAAAACAGAAAAUGCUUAGUUUACUUCAAUUCAAAGAAGAAGAAUGAAUUAGUUAUAAAUGUAAAAACUCCUCAAUUAUACAUGAAGUAGAACUGCUACAUAAUAUUGAUGACUCUACCCUAAUGCUAAGACAAUUCUCGUUGUUCAAAACUGUGUUAUCUAUUCAUUCAAGCUGUGCUGUCUGGAAGAUAAGAUAAAAAUGCAAAUAAUAAACAAGCCGCAAUUAAGCCAAUACAGUUAUCACAGAUUUUUACCACAGAAAAUCCAUCCAGCGGUAAUAAUUAUGUAAUGCUUUGUUUGUGUAUCAACAGGAAAUAAUGGAUCAGGAUGCAGUCUUAAAAGGUGAUUGAUUUGAGUUGUGUUCAUCUACCGCAGAUCGGAGAUGAGUUGUCCUACGUGUUUACUGUUAAGCAAGAGUUGGAAGAAGGGGAGAGUGUAACCCAUGCACCCAUAGUGUAAAAUGGUCCAACCAAUAACAUCACCGGUAAAAUCAUUUUUAUUACAUUUUACACUUUAUACUACACGAAUAUUACCAUUACAAGUCAAUACUAGUUA
Messenger RNA from Armigeres subalbatus, 2385 nucleotides. RefSeq names its product cytochrome P450 9e2-like. NCBI's taxonomy places the organism in Eukaryota, Metazoa, Arthropoda, Insecta, Diptera, Culicidae. The record is from RefSeq and is a predicted model, not a curated record. Gene Ontology annotation, molecular function: oxidoreductase activity, acting on paired donors, with incorporation or reduction of molecular oxygen; monooxygenase activity; iron ion binding. The coding region runs from base 22 to 1629 and encodes 535 amino acids. The transcript is spliced from 2 exons.